CAUCGCCGCUGUGAUUAUGACCAGCUAUUUAGUGCAGGCACCACGCGCGUGCGUUUCCUCUAGAUAACCCCGUAAUAGUUACUAGACCCUGCAGUCCAUGUACCCCUCUUAACUAAUAACUAAUUCCUCUCAUGGGGGUUAUCUAAUCGUCGCUUGCUUCCUGAUCCUAUCCUCACACGCGCCCCAGUAUUCGAAAGCGUAUUGCGCUGCAGCAUCCGAUGAGCACUGUCGCAUAGCUCGACAUGGGCUUGCCGGCUCUGGAGUCUACGCGGGGAGAAUGGCCCUCAGCCGUCGACACAUUAUUCUAGCUGGACUCAGCGGUUUUAUUUCUUGGGGUCUGGUCGUCCAGUGGUUACCCAUUGUCCGAUGGCUGGGCUACGCGUUCGCCUUCGGGGUCGUCCUCACCUCCGUCUCGCUGUUGAUUCUGGUCAUCUCCACGACAAGGGGACCGAAUGGGGCGUCAAACCGACGGCAUGCAGUCCUCGCGCCCCUGUCGCUACUUGCUCCAGGUCACUGGGAGAAAGGAGUCGAGAAUAUCCGACAGAGCUCCGUCUAUAAACCACCCUCGCUUUACCCCGACUCGUUCGUCGUUUCGGAAGCUAUCGACCAACUCCUGGCCUUUGCCUCCCGCGAUUUCAUUUCGACGUGGUAUCGAAACGUCAGCCCGAAUCCAGUGUUUGUCAAUGAGGUGGACAGGGCGAUAAGGGUGGCUCUUGGGAAUCUGCGUGAUCGACUGACGAGGGAAGACCUGGUUUCGGUGGCGGUGUCACGAAUCGUACCCAUCUUGACGACGCAUCUCAGAGAGUUCGAUAUAGCAGAGAAAUCAGUACGUGGAAGGAACCUGUCGCGAAAUGUGACUGAGUCGGAAGAACUGGACCUGGCGAUUGCAAGCAAGUACCGCGAAGGGAGGCUGCAUCCAGCCGCAACGGUCCAUUUCUCAGAUCAGAAGCUGGUCCAGCAGGACUAUAUACGCAAAGUGGUCGUCCGUCUGCUCCCGCAACUACUGCCAGACAGUCUCAUCAACAGCCGUGCCGUCUCCAUUUUGAUAAGGGAAAUUGCAACCUGUGCUGUGUUUCUACCUGCGCUGACGGUGCUAUCGGAUCCAGACACCUGGAAUCAACUAAUAGAAGCUUAUGGACGGGCCGCCAUACAAGACCGGAAGACCGUGCAGAAACUGCGUGCAGCACUCGAUGAGCAUGCGGCGCCGCUAUCGAAAUCAAAACAUACACAGUCAUUUCCCAGAUUGGCACCCAAUGAUUCAGAACGGUCGUUCGAGAGAUUUAUCAGAGCAAUCAGACGGUGCAAUAAUAUCUCUGAUGCGAGGAGAUUCCGCGCUCAUGUUGCGAGCCAGCUUAAAAAAGCAAGCUUAGUCGAUGGACAGGACCAGGUCUAUCUUCGACGCCUGGAAACAGGAAAACGAAUCUUGGAUCAAAAGGUGGCUAGCAUGUCUGCCGUAGGCGGAUCGCCGCCUAACAUAGCUGCCCCUGCUGAGAUACCCCGUACCGGCUCUCCACGGCCUCAGGACGUUUCCUUGAUUGAUAUCAUGCACAGUGCAGCAGGGCUGUCCUAUUUCAUGGAAUUUAUGGAUCGGCACCAUAUGAUGUCCCUGGUCCAAUUCUGGGUAGUUGUCGAUGGGUUCCGCAGUCCGCUGGAAGACGACUUUGGAGACGAGACAUCCUCGAUCGCGAUCACCUGGACUUCUGCGGACAGAAAUGACAUCGCUGUCAUCAGCGAAACGUAUUUGUCGAGGCCAGAACUUAAGGUGCCAGAGGAGAACCGUAAGCUCGUGAAGACUUUUCUGGCAGCAGGGAAGAAAGCGACUCCGGAGCAGUAUCGCAAGGCUCGCACGGUAAUUCUGUGUACGCAGUCGGCUGUCCUGGAAGAGAUGGAGAACAUAUACUUCCCCAAGUUCAAACAAUCCGAUCUCUACUAUAAGUAUCUUGCAUCCGAUGAAGCAGCCUCAAACACCCUUUCUCAAAGUGCUCCUCCGCGCAACAUGACCGGUUCACCGGCAUCUGACACAUCGGCGCGGCGGCCUCUCCCUCCGCUAAGCAUGAGUCGAACCCCAUCCCAGACUGGUCCGAAAGCCAGGGAUUUGCGGAGGGCUGCUGUCUCAUCCACCGAUGUACGAAUUUCAGGGAAGCUAUUCGACGACGCUGAUGUCCCCAGGCGUUCCCUUGAUUCGGAAAAUUCCGUGCCAUUAUUCGAUGACGAUUACGACACUGAUCCUCUUGCGUUGUCUACCCAUAGCAUAGGCAAAGAUUCCCAGAAUGGGGAGAAUGAUGCCAAUCAGACUAGUGUCAUAGAGUCGAUGGAAGCUGCGUUGAACGAUAUCAUCACCAACCAGCCAGCACCGGGGAAGAAUGAUGACAACAAAUCUCCCGCGCAAGGCCGACCUGCUUCGUUAUUUUCCAGCGACAAGGACACUGACUCAACACGCCUGUCGUCCGAGUCUUCCCGGGCUGAGCAGAAUGCUCCUGGAAGAUUCAAGCCGAGCAUCGCUUCACUGGGCCUUAUCGGCCCAUCUUCCAGGCACGGCGUAUUCUCCGAUGAUAACCUGUUCGAGGAUGAACAAAAAUUCAUCGAAGAUGAAUAUGCAGACCCUGAAGAAAACGAAAAUGAGAAGGACCCUGCAGAUGAGAUACAUGAGGCAGCUCCGGGAGACCUUGGACUCGCAGAAGCAAUUUCAGCCCUGACAGAAGACAUCGACAAAUUAAUUGCCCAGGAAGCAGUAGUCGAUGCAUUAACCAGGAAGGCUGAGCUCACAAAUAAUACCGCGGAGCUCAGAAUCCUGGGGAAAUCUAAGUCGAGUAUCCACCGUGAGAUUCGCCGCAAGGAGUUACAGCGACAGCAGUACAUGAUCCAGGAAAGCGAUAAUAGUCUGUACGGUCGAGCAACCGUUAGAAUCAAGUCAAUUAUGGUUGGAAAGGAGGAGGAUGGCCGAGAGUUUGCAUUGUAUGUUAUCGAGGUACAAAGGAAGGCAGGAGAGCAGAUGCCAGCCGCAACGUGGGCCGUUGCUCGAAGAUAUAGUGAAUUUCACGAGCUUCACCAGAGAUUGCGUACGAGAUAUCCCUCCGUACGUCAUCUAGAGUUUCCUAGGAGAAGGGUCGUCAUGAAAUUGCAAAGAGAUUUUCUACAAAAAAGGCGAGCUGCUCUAGAAGUUUACUUGCAAAACCUUCUUCUGCUUCCAGAAGUUUGUCGAAGCCGUGAUCUUCGUGCAUUCCUCUCGCAGCAGAGCAUUGGGCAGCAAGGGGAAGCGCCCCGCGAGGAUGAUGCCAAAGACAUCGUAUCUCGCAUCUACAACUCGGUUGCGGAUGGGAUGGAUGACUUUCUUGGUAACAUUGCCGUAUUGGAUCAGCUUUCAGCAGCCGGACAGAGUCUCAUUUCUGCUGCUACUAGCCAGCUAAGCGCGUCAGAACCAGGUCUUGCCACGGAGGACACAUUGACUGCCGCAGAAGCGGAAGCGGAACUCAAUGCAUUUGAGAAUCGCGAACUCGAGCCUUUUAUCAAGCCGAUCUGCGACCUUUUCCUCGAGACAUUCGAACUCAACAAAGGUAACAACUGGUUGCGUGGACGGGCAGUCGUCGUUGUUCUCCAUCAGCUCCUAGGUGGCACGAUCGAAAGAAAAGUCCGUGAUAGUGCCAAGUCUCUCAUUCAAGACGACGCUCUGCUUCGCUACAUCACCAUGGUCAAAGAUACCAUGUGGCCUGAGGGCGUACUGCGCGGGCCGAAAGUGCGCACGCCAGCUGAAAAGUCUAGGAGUCGCACGGAGGCCAGUCUUGUGCUCGCAACACUCAUUCCAGAUCUGGCGGGCAAUGUCGUUGGUCGAGCAAACGCACAGGCAGCCUCCCGUAGGAUCUUUGCGACGUUGAAUAACCCACGACUAAACAUGCAUCUAGUAUUUACUAUCCUCGAUGAGAUCGUUAUGGUGCUAUUUGGAGGGGCCGACUCUGUACGGGCACGAUAGCACCUUUGAAUCGAGGCAUUCUUCUCACUUGUCUCACUACCCGCGUAAUGCUGAUGGCUAAUACUGAAUGAGUAUCGGAUGGAAAAGACGGUUUUCAACUUACUAGAUGGCGUUCGUUACGGGACUGGGGGUCCUUUGAAACAGUGUCUGGUUCUCAGCUUCUGUUUCCUUUCUUUCUUGCUAUUGUCGAUAUUACUUUUUGGGAGCGAUUCUUUAUACAAUAUUCCCCACGUAUGACAUGUUCAUAUUACAUUGCUAAAGUCUCGAGCAACGAUAUCCUUAUGUACUAUAUAGUUAGUAGCAGACGAUGCUACUUUAAUCAAAACCCAUUUUAGCUCAAGUGGGUAAUUUGCGAAAGGAUAAUGAUCACGUCUUUAUGCUCUGUAUCAUGGAGCAAUCAUGAGAGUGCACUACUACUCAUAAGAGUGACAUCAUGUAUAAACUGGUGGUUCCUAGCACCAGUAUUAAUUUGGCC
Messenger RNA from Paecilomyces variotii, 4442 nucleotides. Its product is annotated as PXA domain-containing protein. NCBI's taxonomy places the organism in Eukaryota, Fungi, Ascomycota, Eurotiomycetes, Eurotiales, Thermoascaceae. The record is from RefSeq and is a predicted model, not a curated record. The coding region runs from base 278 to 3967 and encodes 1229 amino acids. The transcript is spliced from 2 exons. Gene Ontology annotation, molecular function: phosphatidylinositol binding. Gene Ontology annotation, cellular component: intracellular membrane-bounded organelle.